UUAUUUUUGAAAAUCGUUAGGAGAUGUCAGUAUUAUAGUGAUACCUUUGUAUGUUUUUGUACAAUUUUGCUUACAUAAAUUUAUAAAUGAGCACUAAUUAUAAAAUAUUCCGUUGCUGUAAAGUAAUUGAUUGCAAGCAGGGUGCUGUACGGGCCGUACGUUAUAAUGUUGAUGGGUCAUAUUGCCUGAGUUGUGGUUCAGAUAAAAAAAUUAAACUAUGGAAUCCGAAAACUGGACUGUUGUUGAAAACGUACGGUGGUCAUGCAGAUGAGGUGACUGAUGCAUCUGGUAGCUGUGACAGCUGUCAUAUUGUUUCUUCUAGCCUUGAUAAAAGCGUAAUAUAUUGGGAUGUUUCUACAGGCCUUCCAGUACGCCGAUUAAGAGGGCAUGCUGGUGGUAUACGAUGUGUUUGUUUUAAUGAAGACUCUUCUAUCGCAAUAUCUGGUGGGAGAGAUAAUGCGGUUUUUUGUUGGGAUAUACGAACUCGUCGCUCAGAACCCGUUCAGGUAAUGAAGGACGCUCGCGACUGUAUAACAACUGUUCUAACUAACGACCACAAAAUAAUCGCAUCUUCUUUGGAUGGUUGUAUACGUCAAUAUGAUAUACGCGUUGGAGAAGUGAUUUAUGAUAAAAUCGGAGAUCCCAUAACAUUUCUAAAAUUGACUCGAGAUGAACAAUGUCUUGUGGCAGCUUGCCAAGAUAGCACAGUUCGUCUCAUUGAUUGUGAAACCGGAACUUUAUUAUCAGAAUAUAAAGGUCAUAAAGCGGAAGAUUUCCAUAUAGAAUGUGGUAUUAUGGCAAAUGAUGCACAAAUAAUUUCAGGAACUAGCGAGGGUUGCGCUAUAGUUUGGGACUUACUCGAUGGGAAAAUUUUACAGCAUAUUAAAUUAAGUAGCAACGGAGGAGUUGUUAAUUCCCUGGAUACUCAUCCUAGCGAAAAUGAAUUGGUGUUGGCUCGUCGGAGAGAUAUCUACGUAUAUCGUACAGAUUUUAAUGAGGAAUAGCCGAAAGCCCUUGUUGUUUUACAGUAACAGAAAGCCUGGUAGCUAAUGCUGUAAACAUAUUACUUUAUAAUUUUAAUUCUAAUUUAAUAAAUAAAUAAUAAGAAUAAUACUUAA
Molecule: messenger RNA, 1118 nt
Organism: Anastrepha obliqua
Lineage: Eukaryota; Metazoa; Arthropoda; Insecta; Diptera; Tephritidae
Product: WD repeat domain-containing protein 83
Exons: 3
Coding region: 87-1004 (305 amino acids)
Biological process (GO): intein-mediated protein splicing; mRNA splicing, via spliceosome
Cellular component (GO): catalytic step 2 spliceosome
Molecular function (GO): protein binding
Source: RefSeq, a predicted model, not a curated record